Trichobilharzia szidati is the source of this 441-nucleotide messenger RNA. NCBI's taxonomy places the organism in Eukaryota, Metazoa, Platyhelminthes, Trematoda, Strigeidida, Schistosomatidae. The record is from the annotation of a GenBank genome assembly.
AUGUCAUCAUUUCGUAUUUGUACAUUUUUUAGACAUACUCAAAUACUCGGUCAUCAGGAUGUAGGAAGAAGAUUUAGUCAGACAGUAACAUUUAGCAUUAUCGUGUGGAAAUUGGCUGUACAGACUGUUCUUUGGUUUUAUUUAAAGGAGAACAUUGGAGGUCUACCAUAUGACCGAUAUCUAACUUCCAAUGGUGUUACUCAACUUGGUCCAAAAGGUAAAAAGGAAAAAGACAUACUUCCGAGACAUCGUGCGGUUUACGCAGUAUUUCCAUAUUGGACUACAAUGCUCACAUGCUUAUUAGCAGUGUGCAGUCAGAUUGUAAAUUUCGAUCAGCCAUCACCUCGGGCACUUUCUGGAAAUGAACAACCAAUUGAGUGUCAUGAACGCGAGAAACGACAGGAUACAGAAUUGUCACCAGAACAUUCCUUGUUGGAGUAG